Mytilus trossulus (common blue mussel) is the source of this 5129-nucleotide messenger RNA. RefSeq names its product NUAK family SNF1-like kinase 1. NCBI's taxonomy places the organism in Eukaryota, Metazoa, Mollusca, Bivalvia, Mytilida, Mytilidae. The record is from RefSeq and is a predicted model, not a curated record. Gene Ontology annotation, cellular component: cytoplasm. The coding region runs from base 335 to 2206 and encodes 623 amino acids. Gene Ontology annotation, molecular function: ATP binding; protein serine/threonine kinase activity. The transcript is spliced from 7 exons. Gene Ontology annotation, biological process: intracellular signal transduction; protein phosphorylation.
CACACGACAACAAACAGACUGUGAAACUCCGCCCAUUAUUUUUAAGUGGUAAGCUAGUUCAUUACUGAUUAGACCUCUAAAUAUACCACAACCUGAACAAAACGAAAGCAGUGAUUAGUAUCCACGCUUGCCUGGUUGACAGUAUACAUAUUUUCUUUGGAGUAUCAACAACUGACAGUGCCGACUUUCAUUCAAUUUGCUGAUUUGACAGUGUUUAAACAAUAUUCAACUUAAUUUUAAUGUGGAAUAUUUUACGGUAUUAUAACCAUUUCACCAUUAACUUAUUGCAUUAUUCUAUGAGACAACUAAGUGCUCUUGAUCCAUAAGCAGGCUUAUGUGCAGUGUGUUAGGCCUGAACCCAUGGAUGUCAAUGAGUGACACUACAAUGCCUGCUAAAAUGUCAGAUGAAGAAAUGAUGGGUCCAGAGGAGAUGCUGGACUGUCCAGUUGGUCCUGGAUUUAAACCAGUCCUUCAUUCACAUAGACAUAAUCUAAGGAAUAGAUUUGAAUUGGGAAAAACUUUGGGGGAAGGAAUGUAUGGUAAAGUCAAACUUGCUGUUGAAAAAGGCUCAGGGGAAAAGGUUGCAAUAAAAUAUAUCAAGAAAAAUAAAGUGCAAGAUGAUACAGAUCUACGUCGAUUACGACGGGAAAUCCAUGUCAUGUCAUCUCUCAGUCAUCCAAAUAUCAUCAACAUUAGAGAAGUUUUUGAAAACAAAGACAAAAUAAUUCUAGUCAUGGAUUGUGCAUUAGGAGGAGAACUAUACGAUUACAUCAAUGAUCGACAGAAGUUAACGGAAAAUAGUGCUCGAAGACUCUUUCGCCAAAUAUCAUCUGCCAUAAAUUAUUGUCAUCAAAAUGGUAUUGUUCAUCGAGAUCUCAAGUUAGAAAACAUUGUUUUAGACAUAGAUGAAAAUGUAAAGAUUGCAGAUUUUGGUUUGUCUAAUUUCUACAGUAAAGACACAUUAUUAAAAACAUUCUGUGGUAGUCCACUAUAUGCUUCCCCAGAAAUUGUCAAUGGUCAGCCUUACUAUGGACCAGAGGUUGAUUGUUGGAGUUUAGGAGUUAUACUCUAUACACUAGUCUAUGGUGCCAUGCCUUUUGAAGGAACAGACUUUAAAACACUUAGAAAACAGAUAUCUAAUGGCGAUUAUUUUGAACCCAAUACACCUUCAGAGGCUGCAGGUUUAAUUCGUCAUCUACUCACAGUCAAUCCUAAAAAACGGGCAAAAAUGUCAGAUAUUCUGAACCAUUGGUGGGUCAAUCUAGGAUACAAAGAGACACCCAUUGGGGAACAGUAUCCAAGUAAUGAAAUGCUUAAUACAUAUAAACCUCGUUGCUCUCCAUGUUUGUCUUCUGACAGUGAGGGUGAAGGGGACCAGGUUAAACCAGUUCAACCGUUAAAAGGGAUAUUAAAGAAGCCGAAAACCUCGUACAGCUCUACUGAGGAAGUUGGUGAGGAGGAACAGACAGUAAAAGUUCCGUUACAACCAGUCAAGGACGAUAAUACAGCUUACAUGGUCAUGCCUGAAGAAGGACCAAAUGUUACUUGCGAUAAUAAUUCUGAAAAUAAUAAUUCCAUCGAUGAUAAAAAAGUUUUUGAUUCUGAAAAGAAACCUGCAAGAGGUAUUCUGAAAAGGAAAGGGAAAUUCAGUGGUGGGGACAGUGGUUGUAUACUUAACGAAUCUGGAGCUAAAAGUCCUGGAUCAGACACUAAAGAGAACAAUAGUAUGCUUUACGAUUUAUCUGAUAUUGACAAUGUAUUAAACACAACGGAUCGAUCGCCCACAGAGACAAAAAAUAAAUUCACUUAUCCCGAAAAUGUAGUCGAAAGUAAUAAUAAUACCACUGUUGUAGUAGUGCCUAGAAGAAGUAUUUUGAAAAAGGGUGGACAGACAGACCCUAGAAAAAGACUUUCUGCCUGUAGUACAGGGUCGAAUUCCUCAGCAGAUAUAUUAGACUUUUCAUAUGAUAGUGGUGAUGAUAAUUACGAAACGAUUUCAAAUUGUCCGCAGAUGGAACGCGAGGGAAGCUUAGUUGGAACACCAAGUUUUGAAGACAUGAAUAGUGAUGGAGACGUGUUAAAUACAAUUACUGGUACACCACAAAUGUAUGAGAAUAAUAAUGAAUUCUACAACACUGAAGCUGCAAGAGAACUAUGUGACAAAGCAAAGCAAAUAGUCAAAGAUGUUCAAUUAGACAGUCAAUGAAUUUAAAAUGUCAUGUUGUUAUUCCAAACUUAGAACUUCCAGAUUCUGAGAAAGAAAUCCAAAAUAAUUGGAAUCCAGGUCUUAGAUUUUGGUUAGUUAAUGCAAAGUUUGCAAAAAUAGGCUGUAUCUGGGGUGGAACUAAUGGUAAACAUGGGUUAGCCUGUUUAUAAAAGUUAAAGUUUUUGAAAAGGAUCCACCGCAUGUGAAAUGAUUAUGGCAACUUGGUGCUCCAUACUUUAUUAAUGUUGUUUUGAUCUCACUCACAGUCUAACUGUGUUGUAUUUAUUUCAUUUCAUCAAAAUAUAUCAUUUCAAUUAUGCAAAUUUAUUCACCUUUUAUUAAGAAGGAAGUGAGAGAUUUGCAUCUCGUAGAUAUCAUGGUUACAAAAGUAAUAUUUGUUUGGGUAGCGAUGAAUAAGAGUUUAUAAAGUUGAAACUUUCAGUACAUAUGAUUUACAUAAUUGAAAUGAUAAUUUUGGGGGGAUUUUGCUAUCAUAGCAACAUAUUUGCACUCAAAGUGCUCCAUAAGUCAAAAUAUAUACGAUUUCAAUCAAAAAUAACUUGUGUAUUUCAUCUUGUGCCUUUUGUUUUACAUAUUGUAUUGUGAUAUGCAUACAUAUUUGCUCAUCUAAUUUAGAAUUUGUUAAAAAAAAGUUAAACAUCUGAAGAUGGAAGCAUAAAAUAUCAGCAAACAUUUUUCAUAAUGAAGUGGGACCACAUUGAUAAUUUACUUUAUAUAGUCCUUAUUGGUAUACAUAUCUUAACUUACUUUAGUAAUAUGGUAAACAUAAUCCUUACGGCCAGUAAAAAUGUUGUUGGGCCAGUAAAAAAUCUCCUUAAAUCAGGCUUCACAAGCCAUAUGAAUUAAAAAAUGUUUUGAAAGACAAAUUUUCACCUCGUAAGUCAAAGUUAUUUUGGGAAGACUGCCUACGAGGCAUUUUUUAUUAGUAAUGGAAAAAGUCAGCCAUCUUUCCAAAAAAACUAAGAAAAAUAUUUGGCUAAGUAAAUUUAAAUUUUGAAAAAUAGUCGUUUUUUAAGCAUACAUGUACAUUAAUGUGUUUUGUGCCAAUAAAAUAAACAAUGUGUGAGAAUGUUGUGUAUAUGUGUAACCAUUGAAGUGAUUAUUUGUAUACAAGUUUAGCAUUAGAUUUUACAUUUAUUCUUUUGCUGUUUUGUAUGUAUAUUGUGAUAAAUUUUCAUAAAUCCAUCAUCUUGUAAAUAAGCUCAGUAUUUAUUUUGCUAAAAAUGCAUUUAAAAAGGUUGAUUUUCAUGGUGCUUAAAAUAAAAGCUCAGUUAUUGUUGCUGGACUUUGGCAUAUAUAGUUAUUAGCAUUUUUUGGUUAAGAGCAUUGCUGGUUAAUUCAAAGAGAGAGUAUACUCAAAGAAAAUGGGAAAAUAUUUAAGGGGUUUCUGGAAAAGGAAUGUUUUUCAUUUUACAGUUAUUAAGGAGAAAAUAUUGGAAAAACCCAGGGUUCUUAACAUCAAAUAUCUAAACUAGUUCCUAAAAAAAAAAUUUGUGGAAAAGAAAUUUGAUAUAAAAAUUACACAAUUUUUUAGGGAAAAAAAUUGUUAUAGGAUAAGUUUACCAUUAAAAAAUUGAAUUUGAACAGAAUAAGAUUAUUUAUAUUUCAUUAGUUUCUAUUUAAAGUCUUGUAUACAAACUAUUUUAUUGGGACAGGAUCCUAUUUUCUAGUACAGCUGAAUGAUUCUACAACUAUUUUUUUUCUAAUUUGUACAGGCUCCCCAAUUUUGUUGAAAAACUUGAUUAGAAAGAAUAUCAGCUGGUCUGAAUUUUUUUAUGUAUAGUUAACUAAUUUAAAAUUAAACAAGCCUUAAAUUGUAUCCAUAUUUCUUUUUUCAUGAAUAUUGCAGGAUGAUCUCUUAAGAGAAAUUUGUACCCAUUUAAUUUUUGGUGAAAAUUAUUUGCUAUGAAAUCCACAUUAUAUUUUCUAUAUGUUUUUAUAAUGUUAUGAAAAUUUGACUAGUCAUUAAAUGGCAACCUUAAUUAAGUCUGGAACUCAAAAAGGUUAUCUGACCUUUAGGAUAUAAGCUUGUUAAAGAUUAUUUAAUAUUUAAAUAAAGUCUUGCACAAUAAUAUUUUUUUCCAUGACAUAAGCAAACUGAGCUGUAUGUAAUACACACAGGUUCAAUAUCAGUAUUAAUGAAAUACAUGUUUAUUGUUUAUUGAUAUCAAAGUUGUCAUAACAUAAGUACUGUAAAAUCAGAAAUUAUUGCAUGUAUUUUUUCAUUGCAAUUUUGACAUUUUUAAAAGACUAAAAUGCAAUUUUAUUUUUUUUUAAUAAUGAGAAAAUUCCUCUUAAAUUCACACAAUUUUAUUUUUAAAUAUGAGUUUAAAUUUUUGUGAUUAUAAGUUACCCUGUUGCAUUUUCCCUAAUAAUAAAAACAGCAAUAAUUUCUUAAUUAAUAGUAUUGCAAGGGUUGAUUUUUUGGGGGAAAGGAAUGGACAAGUUCAUGUAUUAGAAUAUUAAGAUCAGAAAAUUCAAAUUCAAUGUUUAGUGCUUAUAAAAUUGUGAGAUUAAUGAAAUAUUAGAACAUUUUUAAAUUCACAAACAGUGUGGAUUUUUUUGUGCCAUUCUUUUUAUUCUUGUCUAUCGUUACCUUUAAUAUUUUGUAAAUCAUUUCUUAUUUGGGUUUCAACAAAGAUUUUUUUGUUAAAAAAACAGUGUAACACCAAUCUGUCCUUUGAUCAGAGGUAAUUAUUUUAGUCAACAGGUGUCUAAAAUUAUCAAUAAAAUGUCCAGUAGUGCUUGGCGUAAAAAAAAUCAUGGCUUUUCAAAUUGCUGAUAAUAUGCUGUAGUAUUAAAGCUCAUUGAAAUGUUUGUAACUAAGUUACAUCUCCAUAUAUACAUUGUGAAUGUCUAAAAACAGCUUUAAAUAAAAUCACACAUAAUGUGCUCAAUUAAA